Messenger RNA from Lymnaea stagnalis (great pond snail), 33807 nucleotides. NCBI's taxonomy places the organism in Eukaryota, Metazoa, Mollusca, Gastropoda, Lymnaeidae. The record is from the annotation of a GenBank genome assembly.
GUUUUAGGACAAACAGUUGUCAGUAAAAAUUACAUACGCACGAACGGAAGGUAACAGUAACAGAUUUGUAUCUUCUCUGUCUCCAGCUAAUUAAAAUAAAACUAUGUUGAGAUAAGAGAUAAAUUCUUCGUGGGGAAUACAAGCUUAAAUUUUAAUAAUCAGGCUAAAAAUCAAAUAGGCGUAUUUAAUUGAUUUACUCAAUCAAUCUGUGUUCAAUACAUUAAUUCAAUACUCUUAGUCUUAAUACUUAAUAAUAAUACAACAUUGAACAUUGUACAACAUCCAAUAAAAAAAGGCCUAUGCCUAUUACUAUGACUAUGAAUAGAAUACACAAAGUAAAUAAUAACUUUCGCUUCAUUCCAAACCCAAGAUUUAAAAUUAGUAUUACUUAGAGUAGAGUAUUAGUAUUAGUAUAAGAAACUAUGAAUAUGAAAAUUUACUAACAUACAAAAUUUGACAAAAAGAUGAAGAAUGAGUAGGCUAAUCCUAGUCCUAGUAUCCUAGACUUGGAGGUAGUAAAGUAGGCCUAUACUUUACUAUUGUCCAUUGUCAAUUGUGAUUCUAUGAUGAUUUUUUAAAUAAAAAUAAACUUUAUUAUUAUUAUAAUUAUAACUAACAUUUUUCGAAGUGGAUGCGUACACCGCGGCGGUGUAUUUAGCGAAACCAUCAGCUUUGGCCUGCGUAAACCGCGGCGGUGUACCCAGCGAAAUCGUGGGCUUUUGCCUGGGUACACAUCGGCAAAAAAGUACCAUUGGCCUGGUUUUAAGAUAUGCUUGUUAGAGAAGAUCUUGUGUGGUCAAGUGGUAGAGUGGACGCUAGGCGAUAUUAUAUCUUGUGAUCGAUUCCCAGUAGGGAUCGAGUUUUUUCUUCCCAUUUUAAUUUAAAAUAUUGUUAUAUUUAAAUUAUCAUGUUCAUUUGCAACAGUAGUUUCAUGAGAAGUUUUUAAAUAUUUUUUAGCAAUUUAAACAAUUUAAAUAUAUGUUAUAUUCAGAUUAUUAAGUGUCUCAACAAGUUUUGCCGGCCUUUGACUUUGAAAAUACGGGUAAUUUUAGCAAUAAGACAUUAGAAAACAAACUGAAAGUUUCUGAAAGCGCAUGUAUAGUGUAUGUAACAUGUAUAAGAGAAACAUUUUGAAUACUAAGUGAUAUUCUAUUGUUUUUCAACAUUCUUCGUAUAGUUGAAUAAUUACCUGUUACUUUUACGAACACCCAAAGAAAAUACCAGUACCGGUAUAUCAAUAAUAUCAUAUGAAUAUUAAUGUCAUUAAUGUGCAUGGUCGUAUUUCAACCAUCUUGCUUUCACUAUGCAUUGGCAAAAUGUACACACGAUAUCAACGGUUCAUUCACAACCCUCAGUCUCACAGCAAAUCUUUUGAAAACACCUCGAUUUUAGAAACUUAUGGAGCGAUAGCAAACUGUAUAGCAAAGCCAUAGGUCUGCAUUUACCCUUUUCAUAACGGAAUUUGUUUCCAGAACGACAUGGCAUGUGCUAAUCUUAGGGUAAAACACACAGAAACCAUUGCACAAUGCGCUUGGGACAGGAUUUGCGCUAUGUCAAAGUUUUUUAUUUAAUUUUUUUUUUUGGUUAAAAAAUCGAUCCUUGCCGUGGAUUGGAGGUGAGUUAUGGGCAGAGGCUUAACCAAAAGGGGGGGCCUACACAAAUCACGGCUCUGGAUAGGGGUUGUCCACAAAGGACGUCCGCACAACAAACUUACCUUUUGCACCCCCCUUUCUCCCUUUCCGCCGGUAUUUUUUUUUACUAAUGUGAAAUGCCAAUGUAAAACUAAAUCAAUGAUAUUUAAUUAUUGUUAAAAGACUUUUAAAAAUCACUGUAGUGUUUCGUAUUUAUCAUCAUACCGUUGUUUUGUGUUGACACACGCUUGGUAUCACAAUGACAAUGUCCCGGACAACUUCAUGAUCAAUGUAUGAGUAUGUGAUUCUCUUCCCGUAGUGUAUUUGUGGCGUAAUUAUAUCUUGGUGAUAACAAAAUAGAUACACUGGCUUCUCAUUCCUUUUUUUCACAACGCCCCGAGGGAUAAAAUAAAAUGUUAUAAUUAUAAUGCCCCCCCCCCCCCCAUUAAAAACAACCGGGGGGGGGGAAAAAAAAUUUCAAAUUAGCUCCCCUUUUUUUGCCUUUUAAAAAAAAAAAAAUUUUAAAUAUAAAGCCCCCCCCCCCCCCCAAUUAAAAAAAACCGGGGGGGGGGGGGGGGGUAAAAUAAUUUCAAAUUAGCUACCCUUUUUAUGCCUAUUAAGAUUCACAAUCAUAGGAUAAAACUUACAAUAAUUAAUAUAUUUGUAUUUCAAUAUUUGGGGGGAGGGGCGGGGAGUAAAGUGGUUAACUUUAAAAAUAAAUCAUGGUUUAACAUAACACCUCCAGCCCCCUCCCUUCCAAUAAAUAAUAAGAAACGCUUUACAACUACUUUGCCACAUAAGCGUGGAACUUACUCAAUAUCUUCCUCCCAAGGUACAAAACGAAUUUUAAAUAAAUCGUUUUCAGUUUUAACAAGAGUAUAACAUUCAAUCUACAAGUACCGGUUAAGCCAAAAAGUUAAAGACUCGCAAAGAUCAUGGUUUUGCUAAUUUAAAUCGCUGCGGUGUAUGCAGGCCACAGACCAUGAUUUAGCUAGGUACACCGCCGCGGUGUACGCAGGCCAAAGUCAAUAUUUUCGCUAGGUACACCGCCGCGGUGUACCUAGUGCCGGUGAAAAUUUUUUGAGACCCGAGUAGAUUAUGCCCUAUGCCAUGCCUAUAUAAUUAUAAAUAAAGCGAGCGCUACAAAAAGUCUAUAUCUGGUAGACUGAACACAACAUCGCAGAAAAUGAUAUAUUUAUCAUUUAGCAAAUCCAUCAAAUGCCAUGACUCAUGAAUCUAUGUUGGUUAUAACCCUACCUAAUGCACUAUAGUUUGUGUGCUAAGCUACUAACCUAAAUUGGCUACACCAAAUAUUUACUGUUUGUUUUUGUAAAAGUAGCCAAGUUACUCACACAAUAAGCAUUAACAGCAACAGUUUCUAAAAAAUACAUACUUUUUAAAUUUUAAUAGUAGUUUUAAAAACUGUGGGCUUAAUUAAAUGAGUAAAUAGCAAAAAAUUAGGAAAGUUUCUAGUUAGGCUAAAAAUUACAUCCCAAUGUCAAAAUUGAUUAAAAGAGUAAAGGUUUCUGUUUUUGACAAUUGACAAUUUGGGCAUUGGGUCUAAUUAAAUAUUUUACAAUUAUAUCUAAUAAAUUGAAUUAAAAAUAUCACUUUUCAAAUUCAUAAUGUAAAUAUUAUUUUUUAAAUAUACGAAAGGAAGAUUAAAUAAAAGACAAAUAUUGAUUGGUACUUGAAACCCAAAUAAUUUGCAAACAAACUUAUUCCCUACCACUAGGCUACAUAAAUUUGUAUAAAUGGACAUUAAGGGAACAAUAUAUUCACAUUAGCCACUAUCUGUUAUCUGGAAACAUGGUCAAGAUUUCAACUGUGGCUAAUGCACCCAUUGGUCCAAUGAUAAGCUAUGUUAAUCAAUGCAGUAUAUGCGAAUUUUGAUAUAAUAGGCUUACAGCUAAAGUAAACAUACCUACUUUCAUUAUAUAAUAUGGUAUUGCUGUAGGGUGGUAAGGAUUUAUUCUUUUUUCACUUCAAGUUUUAAUUUAAGACAGUUAAAUUUAUGAAGUGGUUAACAUAUUCAAAUUAAGAAAGUCAUAUAAUUUUUUGUUUAUUUAGGACAGGUAAGUCCUUUAACAUUAUAAAAUUAUGAUGGACUAUUUCAAGUUGUGGUUUAAAUUUGCUCUGAUGAUCAGAUAUGGAAAUAUUCUCAGAUGUGCAUAUGGUAGAAAAAAAACCAUAACAUGCAAUUCUGUUUUCUUUAAAGUACAUGUAAAAUUAAUAGUUAAUAGUUACAAUGAUGACAGAAAAGUACCAAGAAUUUCAAAACUGAAAGCCCAAUAAUACUCUAGCACCUUCAUAUGGUAUCAAUAGAGAAACAAAUUAAAGUUAACUUGAAGUAUUAUACAUAACAUAAAUGAUUAGUAAGUAGAAAGUCUUGGGAAAAGAAUGGUUACACAAAUUUCUCUUUUACCUGUAAAAUAACCUUGAUAUGGUUUCAAUAGAGAAAGGAAUUAAAGUAUUAUUAUGCAUAACUUAAAUGAUUAGUACCAAGUCUUGUAAAAGAAUGGUUACAAAAAUUUCCCACUAACCUGUAAAAUACUUUUAUUCAUAUAUGCCAUGCAUUAUUAUUCUUCAAAAAAUAUUUCAAACAUAUUCUUUCAUGAUUGCAUAAUUUUGCCUUUAAAAUUAUAAUUUUUUUGAAAUUUCAUCUUUUAAAUUUUCUUUAGGUUAAUUGAUAUAAAGGAUAAAAUGGAUGAAAAUCCGGAUGAUCAAGCAGCUCCACCUGGGCCCCACCCUACUGGAAGAGAUGAGUCAACCUCUGAAUUAGUUUCCCAAGCUGCAGAUGCUAGUGUCUUAUCCAGAACUGUUCAUGAUGAAAAAAGUACUUCAGAGGAGCAAAAUCUAAAUGCUAGUGCAGAUGCAAAAUCUAGUCUAACUCUUUUUCAAACUCAGCCUCUUGAAGCCCUAGAGCCAAACACUGGCUUAGAUCAAGCUGACCUAACAAAGACAUCAGCCAUAAGUCAUGAGACAAAACUAAACAAAUUGGAGAAUGACUCGCCCAGUGAACAGGUUCACCUAAACCUUGAAGAAAAAAAACACCAACACCCAGAAGCUAUUGAAGUCAUGCCUGCUCCUAGUAGCACACUUGCUGAAGAGCAGGUGUCAGGUCCAGACAAAAAAUCAAGCUCAGCUUCCAGUCCCAACUCUGGUUCAACAUCUGGCCUAGACAGUGGCGUUAGUCCAGAUGACUCAAGCCCUGAUACUGCUAAGUCAAAUGUGGAGAUGAAGUCCCAUGCCGAUGAGGUACAGACUGCUGACAAACCAAAAAGUGUAGAGGUUGGGCCCCUUGAAACAGUGGACCAGUCCGAGUCUCCUUGUCACACCCAGCCAAAUUUGUCACCUGAUGCCAACACAUCGGUUUCAGAAACACAGGUAACUGUGUCAGACUUGGAUUCACCUCCUGCUGAAGCUUCAGCAUCUGCCUCAAAUGUGGAUCAGGAGAGUGUCUACUACAUCAAAUGGAUUACAUUUGGUCAGGCCAAUGUUCCUAUCAUCACACAAAAUGAAAAUGGGCCUUGUCCACUCCUUGCAAUCAUGAAUGUUUUGUUAUUAAAAGGAAAGGUUUGUUCAUAGUUAGAUCCAUUAUAUUUUUACAAUUUGUUCAAUACUUUUUGCAUAUUUUCUCCUUAAUUUAGUACAUCUGAAUUAUGUAACUUUUCUACAUUUAAAAUAAUAAAUAUUUAUAGUGAUUAUUACUGUUUUCCAAAAGGUACUUUAUGCAAUGGUUCUUGACACUAACAAAUAGUUCAUUUAUUCAAUGACAGGUGAAGCUGGCUCCCAUGAUAGAAAUGGUGACAUCUGAGCAGCUGAUGACGUACCUAGGAGACUGUAUAUUUGAAAAUAUGCCACAAGUCAGUACUUUUUUUUUUUUGGUCAUCUUACAGGGCCAGCAUAUGAAUUUGGAAAAAAGCAUAUGAAUGCCUAAUUUAUCUGUGGGGAUUAUGCUCAUAUUCCCUGGAGAUUUUAUAGUGGUUUUGAAUUGGCUUUUCAAAUAAAACUUGCACCCAAGAACAAGUAUAUCAAAGGGGAUUGGUUUUUACAAUAAAAUACAAACGAGUUGGCUUAUCAAUCAAAGUUUGCUUAUUUGGGAUGACAAAAUUUUUUUGCUCUCUGUAAACUGGUUAUAUAGGCUGUAGAAGUCCUAUUUUGAACUGGUGAUUGGCCUUCUCUACUUCUUAGAAAUAAAUUAGGUAAAAUUGAAGCAGAUAAAAAAAAAUUCUGAUGAUGCAUUUGUUAUGAAGAUUUCAAAAUCAAUUGUUGAUAUUGUCACAGUUGCAUAAAUAGAUUUACCAUAGAGUUUAUGCAUCUGUCAAUCUGAUUUUUAGGAAGAAAAAAAAUUCCUUCCAUUUUUCUGUUUAUGGGAAAUUUUACCAUCGACCCCUUCUUAUCUCAUUCCUUACUCUGUUGUAGUAAAGUGAGACCCUGUUUUCAUGUUAAAAUGCUACCCUCUUAGGUCUAAGAUGAAUCAUUAUUUCAGAAUUUGUCUACAACUAGUCAAGCUAACUAUGAACAAAAUAUGCAAGAUGCCAUGAGUGUAAUGUACAAGCUGCAGACUGGUCUGGAUGUCAAUGUCAAGUUUACUGGGUGGGUUUGAGUUUAUAGAGAGCGCAUUAAUGUAUAAAUCACCUCCUAGUCUGUAAUUUUUUUUUUGAAUCACAACUUGUCUUUAAUCUUGUUCAUAUACAUAAUACAUAUACAUUCAUAUACAUACAUUUAUUGAAUAUUGCCGUCAAUUCUUGGAAAACCCUCUACACUUCUGAUAAAAAAUAAUUUCCCUCGCUUAAUUUUAUGUAUUGUUCUUAAUGAUUUUGACAUCCGAUACAAUGAACAAAACUAAAUUUUAGUUUUUCAAUCACAUGCAUUUUCUUCGUAAUGGUAAUAGUUGUUGAAUUCCUUCUAUUUCUAUGUUUAGUGUGGCUGACUUUGAGUACACACCAGAAUUGAUCAUCUUUGAUCUGCUGGAGAUUUCACUGUAUCAUGGCUGGCUGGUUGACCCCCAGGACCCAGACACAGUCCAAGCCGUCAAUCAAGACAGUUACAAUCAGCUGGUUGAGAAGAUUAUCUUACUCAAGCACUCGGACAAGGAAGAGAACAUAACACAAGGUUGCCCUCUUGAGUCAUGUUCUAGUACAUAACAAUCUUUUCAACUUUUCUAUCUGCAUUCGUAUAAAAUCUUGAAUUUUUCUUUUUUAAAUUAAGAAAAAAGAAUGUUUUUAUAAUUAAACUAAAAACUGUCUAUAGUUUUGAAACAUACAACAUACCGACAAAACAAAUUGCCAAAAUGCUACAUUCGUACACUGAAUAAAUAUUGGUGACUACCAAUGUGGAUUCAAACAAAACAGAUCAAUGACUGAUCAGAUUUUCACCAUCAUUUAGUCGUCUAUUAGAGAAAUGUUACAAAUAUGAUAACCCAAUACAUCAACUCUAUUUGGACUAUAAAGUGGCCUAUGACAGCAUCACUAUUUAAAAAAAAAUAUGUUAUGAGAUUCUGCAGGAAUUAAGCAUACCCAACAAACUGACAAGACUGAUACAUAUAAACAACUCAAAAAGUAAAAUCAAUGCUCAGGGAGAAUAUUCAAGGGAAUUUCAGAUUAGACGAGGCCUAAGACAAGGAGACUCACUGUCUUGUAUGCUAUUUAACCUAACAUUAGAGAGUUAUAAGAAGCAUGGAUAUUGAAGUCUGAAAGGAACAAUAACAGAAUACUUUCAGAUGGAAAGACCCAAGCCUAUAAACACUCUCUACAAUCAACCUCUUUAGUAUCUUGCAUAUGCUGAUGACAUAGCACUGUUGGGGAAAAAUGGUAAAGACAAAUCAGAAGCCUUUAUUGCAUUGGAAGAGGCAUCACCACAAGCAGGGCUGGAAGGUGACAACCAAAAAACAAAAUACAUGACUAUUAAUAAGUGUGGGCAUGAAGAAAUUAUGGGAUUACAUGGUGUAGGAGAGGCAAAUGAGAACGGUGAAAGACUGGCAGACUUCUGUGCAGCAAAUGAGCUUGUUAUCGGAGGCAGCAAAUUCCAACAUAAAAACAUCCACAAGAUAACAUGGGUAUCCCCGGAUAACAAAACGCAAAACCAAAUAGAUCACACUUCUAUUAGCAAAAAAUGUAGAAGGUCUCUACAAGAUGUACGAGCAAAAAGAGGAGCUGAUGUUGCAUCAAUCAUCAUCUUGUUUAGGCAAAACUCGCAUUAAAACUGAAGAAAAACUGGGAAAAGCCAGCUGCUAAAUGAACAAAAUUCAACAUAGCACUUCUGGCAAUGAGCUGAAACAAGAGGAAUUCAGUGCUACCUUAAGGAAUAAGUUCCAAGCACUGGAAGACCAACCAGAAGUUGAACAGGUAGAAUAUAAAUGGCAAGAUAUAAAGAUGGCUGUAACAUCCACUUGCCAAGAGGUUGUAGGAUCAGUGAAGGAGAAACACAAAGACUGGCUCUCACCUAACAGGGCGGAGAAAACGAAAGCACAAGAGAAAUAUAAAGAAGCAAAUCAAAGGGUAAAAAACAGCAUCAGAAAGAUAAAAAAAUUCUUACAUAGAUGGCCUACCAUCAACAGCAGAAGAAGCAGCCAGGAAGGGCAAUUUGAAAACGCUUUAUGACAUAACAAGAAAGCUGUCAGGAAGAUACUAAGGACCGGACUUUUGAAGAUAAAGAAGGUAGAUCAAUAAGGGAAAGAAAAAACAACAACAAAAAUGGAUGAAAUACUUAAAGGAACUUUUAAACAGACACAUCAGACAUACAACCAGAAAAUGAGGACUUAUUAAUAGAUGAAAGCAUAAUAAUAAUAAUAAUAAUAAGGUUUAUAUGAAAAUCAAGCUUCAUCCCCAAAGGCUCGAAGCGCGGUACAAAGUCAACCAUAUUAAAAGAGAAAUGAAAAAAUAUAUAUUUUACCACAUUGAAAUACAAAACGCAACAUUACAAAAACUAUAUACGAGAAUACCCAUUUUAAUUUUAAGUCUUUCAUCCCUUGCAACCAUAAACAACACAGGCCAAUAUACACCUAGGAGAUAAUAGCUACCUGGAAAAGAUGUUAGACAAAAAGAAAAUACCAAAUAAGGAAGAAAUAAAUCUGGCCAUCAAGCAGCUCAAAUUAAGGAAAGCAUCAGGACCAGAUAACACCACAGAAGAGAUGAUGAGAGCUGAUAUAGGUACAAUAGUCAACAUGCUGCAUCCUCUGUUUGAAAAGAUCUGGGAAGAAGAGAGAGUUUCAAAAGAUUGAAAAGAUGGAUACCUCAUCAAGAUACCAAAGAAAGGGGAUCUCAGCAAUUGUGCAAAUUACAGAGGAAUUACACUACUGUCUGUACCAAGUAAGGUCUUUAACAUAAUUAUUUUGAAUUGAAUGAAAAACCAGGUCGAUAUACAGCUACGAGACCCACAGGCUGGUUUCCGCUGAAACAGAUCAUGCACAGAUCAAAUAGCAACACUAAGAAUCAUUGUAGAACAGACCAUCAAAUGGAACUCCCUCCUAUACAUAAAUUGUAUAGACUAUGGAAAGGCCUUUGGUAGCCUGGACUGACAUACCUUGUGGAAACUUUGGAGUGCCAUGAAAACUAGUCAAAAUCAUUCAGAGUUCCUAUGAAGAAAUUACAUGCAGGGUGGCACACUAAGGUAGACUCGCAGACAAUCCCUAACAUGGAAUCCACAGGGAAAAAAGAAAGAGAGGAAGUCCAAAGAAUACAUGGACAUGUGAGCUAGAGGCAGACACACAAAGUAUGUGAUACAGCUCGAAGCAACUGGAAAGGAAAGCACUGGACUGUACUGUAAUGAAUGAAAAAUUCUUGUGGACGGCCUGUGCCCCAGAUGGGGUAAAAAACCAUAGAAAGAAGAAGAUAAUAAGAAAACAAGAGACAGAUGAAAAAAUUAAAAUUAGAAACCACACUUUUGAAAAAGUAAAUCAACUUGGGAUCUUUAUUAAAUGAAAGAAAUGAAUUAGUUAUAGAAAUAAAAGAAAGAAUGCCAUCUGGAAACAGGGCAUACUUCAGUAGUCACUAAAUACUCAAAUGUAAAAACGUUACAAGAAAAACAAAGAAAACUAUAUAUAAAUGUAAUCAGAACCAGUCGUAGCAUACACAAGUGAAACUUGGACUCUUAACAAAAAUGUCAGAAAAUCUAUUAAACACAUGGGAAAGUAAAUUUCUUCGCAAAAUUUACGGACCAACAAAGAAUGAAUAUGUAUGGAGAAUAAAAACCAACCAGGAUUUGAAUGGACUAUAUCAGAAUCCCACGCUAUUAGCAGAAAUAAAAAAGGGCGGGAACCUUAGAAUGAAUUCCAAUUGACACAGGAGUGAAGAGGGUGCACCACCAAAACCCGAGGUAAAUGACUCAAAGGCAGACCUAGGCUUAGAUGAUGGAUAAUGUGGAAAAAUAUCUAUAAUAGCUGGGAAUCCAAGCAUGGAAAAGAAAACCAUUAAUAUUGUUUUAUUUAUUAAUUAUUAAUCUUCUUUCAAUAUAAAUAUACAUUGUUUUAAAAAUUUUCGUAUUAAAUUUUAUUCAUAUUCCGUUUUAAGUGAAAUUUGAUAAGAUAGCUUUAUUAGUUUUGACAUACAUACCAAUAAUUUUAAAUUGAGGUUUGACAUGUCUUAAUGUUUAGCUGGGCCUAAAUCAUUGUCAUAUCUAGAAUAAUAAACUAAAUGACUAAACAGGAUAUAUUUGACAAAAAAAUUAGAAAGAUGUUGAUUCCCAAUAAUAAAUAAAUCUAUAGUUAAACUAGGAGAUUUUUUCCUCCAGAGCAGGAGUUCUUAACAUGUGGUCCACAGACCUGUUGGGGGUUCAGGAAAAUGUUCAGGGGUUUAGUGAUCUACAUUUCCUAUGCAAUUUUAUCGUAUGCAUUUAAAAUCUUUAUUUUAAAAAGUGGUCAGUGGUCUUCAACUGACAGGAAAAAAAGAGUCAUUUUGAAAAAAAAAGGUUUAAAAAAAAACAGAUCAAGAUGCUGCCCUGUUGCUUAACAGUUUGCUUGCUUUUCAAUACAACUUUUUACCCCAAAAUCAAUUUUUACCACAAAAUCAAUUUUUACAUAUUUAUGUGAUAUUUUUUAGCCAGAGACAUUUAUUUAUACUAAUAUAUAUAUAUAAAUAACUCCCCCUUUUUGUCUGUUCAGCUCUCAUUGCAGAACAGUUUCUUGAGCGCAGUGCUUCCCAGCUGACCUAUCACGGCCUCUGUGAGCUGUCAUCAGUUGUCAAAGAGAAAGAGCUGUGUGUGUUUUUCAGGAACAACCAUUUUAGUACACUUCAUAAGCAAAAUGUGAGUGCAUCCAUUAACCUCUUCUAAACUGAAAUGCGUAGUUCUCUUGGUUUUGAGUUACAUUUUGUGAGCCGGUGUUGUCAGUGCACAUCCACACAGGUAGAGAAAAUAUUUACUGGGAUAAUAUUUUGAGUAAGAUUAAAUGCAAGCACUCUACCAAAACGACUACACAAAAACUAAGAUGUUCCUGAUGUUAGAGGGUCCAGAUGAAACUUAAAUCAUUAUAUUUUUUUUUUAUUAAGUUAAGGGGGAGCUACUCUCUGCAGCCAAAGUGUAAACAAAAAUACUCCCUUUGUAUGAGAUAAUGCAUAUGUGUUUACUUCGAUACAAUCUUAAAGUAACUUUGGUUAUAAUAAGAAUUAAUCUAGAUGCCGUUGUAAUAAUUAGAAUUAAUCUAUUGGCCACUGUAAUAAUUAGAAUUAAUCUAGUGGCCGCUCAGAUCGAUAGAAUUAAUCUAGAGGCCACCGGAAUGAUUACAAUUAAUCUAGAGGCUGCUCUAUUAAUUAAAAUUAAUCUAGAGGCCCCUAAACAAAAGUAGAAUUAAUUAGAGGCCACUCUAAUAAUUAAAAUUAAUGUAGAGGCUGCUGUAAUAAGUAGAAUUUCUGGUAAGGGCAAUAACUCUUAGAGGGGGCUACAGUGAGAAUGUAAUGAGGUGGAAUGGGUGGCGUUGUAUAAUUAUAUCCCUCCAUUAGAUCCUUGAUAACAUUCAUUGGUACAGUUGGUCCAUUGUCUAAAAAAAUGUAAUUAGUUGUCUGCCUUGUAGCUGGAUCUUGUAGUUGUACUGAUGUCAGCUGAUGGCUCCAUCCAUAGAGCAAAUUUUUCCCCUUUAAAUUUCCUACUUGCUUUGAGUAACACUGAGAUCAUUCACAAUAUGAAAAAAAUAUUGAGUAUAAAAAAAAUUGCCAGCUAUUUAUUAAGUAUGAAAAGUAAAACUUAGAAUGAAAUUUUGUCACACAUAAAGUUUUCAAUUUAUUGAGAAUCAAAAUUUCUUUUUUUUUUGGUAAAGAUAAUUUUAUUUAUGUUUAAAAUGCUAUGUCAAAACAGUUAAACAUUGUUGGAUUAUAAUAAAUUGUGAAACCAUAAUUUAAAGGUUAGACACAUAUUUAAUUAAAGUUUAGAUUCAAAACUACCCAACAAUAAUAAGGGAGAUAAUUUGAGACAUGGAAAAUCAAUUAUAGUGACCAGCUUUAGAAAUCUAGGCAUUAAAACAAUCUUUUUGACAACACUGAGAAAAGGAUGGGUAGUUUGGUGAGUCAUGUUUUCUUAAGGUAUAUGACUGAUAUGUCCUGAUAUCAACUGAUAUUUCCUGAUAUCAACUGAUAUUUUCUGGCAUAUGUCAAUUAAAAAGUUUAAAAUGAUUUAAAGUUAAUUUCAGUGUUUCAUAAAAAUUAACUGGUAUGAUUACUUCUGUUUCUUAGCAUGAUUUCAUAGUGGGGUUUUUUCAGUUGUAUUUUUCAAUGGUGAUGUAGACAAAAUAUAUAUAUUUUUUUAAAAACAUUCAUUAUAAUAAAAUGCAUUUCAUUUCCAAUACAUGAUUUUCAUUUGUCAAAAUGACAACUUCUAACACAUGUACAUUAAUGUAUCCCAGGUGUUAAACACAAAACAAACAUAAGUGCAAGAUAAAUACUUUUACAAACAGAGCUUUUUUUGCAAAUCAGGGAGUACCUGCAUAUUGAAUUGAAAAGUAUUUAAGAAGAAAAUAAAGGAGGUCACAAUGACAAGUCUUAAUAUAUAAAACACAAACCUAAAAGUACAGCAACAUAUUUACUUGGGGGCUGUUCAUGUUGUUCAUCAUGAACUGAUGAGGCACAUGACGGGACUUCAGUGUACAGCUUCUCACCAUCCUCUCUUUGAUUUGAAUGCUAUGUUAUUGACAUUGUGUGAGUCAUUUACUGUCAGCCAUGUUUCGUCACAGUAUUUCAUUUUCCUAUUAUUCUCAACUAGAGCUUUAUCAUUACUUCACAAUCCAAAAAAAAUGUUCAUGUAAAUUGCAAAAUAAUACUUUUAUAUUUAAAAUUGUAUGAACCAAAAAUAAUUACAAACAAUAAUAUUCGUACAAUUUGUAAAAUGUGAUUGUUUAUGGCACCAGGUUCCUGUUUUUGAAACUUCAGGGGAAACGGACACUUUCUUGCUGUUUUGUUUCCUUCUCAUUUCAAUCUUAAACAUUGUUUAUCAAUCUUAAACAUUGUUUUGCCAAUCUUAAGCAUUGCCUCAUCAAUCUUAAACAUUGUUUCAUCAUACCUAUUUUUAAAUCCUUUAUUUUAACUUAGCUUUUGUGUGUUUAGAGCAAAAUCUUCUGAUGGCUAAUUGACCCACUUUCUAUCAAACCUAUCGAGCUGAAACUUGGCCAAUAGAUUUUUUGUGGGCGACAACACAUUCUAUCAAAUUUUCACCCACAACCCCAAAAAUCUGUUUUUCCUGUUUUUCAAGGGGAGGAGGAAGAAAAUAUGAUUCCACUGUUUAAAAAAUAAAAUUCCUGAUAACUGCGCUAGUCUGAAUGAGAUUCUUAAAGAAAAAUAUGGCAUCAGCGUUUGGUGCAUAAUAUUUUCUUUUGUUUUUAUGAAAUAGUUGGUGAAAUAAACCUGCAGUGUAAAAGCGGGUGCGUCAUUAUAAUAUUAAUAUAAAUUAAAAUAAGCAAGAAUGCAUAUAAAGCAUUUAUACGAAAAACUUUGUUUUUAGAGGUUCUUUAAUUAAUAAAUACUGGUAUAAAUCUCACUAAUGAAACUUUGAUGACCAAAAAAUUAACUUUCAUAUGUUGCCAGCCUUUAAAGAAAACAUACCCCCUGUAUUAGCCACUUUUAUAAUGAUUCAAUAUUUAUAAAUUAACAGAUUGAUUCCUCAGUACAAGGUUUUCUGUAAUGAAAUAUGAAGGUUAACGAAUUCACUCAUUUUGUGAAACAGUGAUUUAGUAGCAUGGACCAAAACAAUUCAAUUCUGUUUGAUAGAUUAAAUAGAGAAGAAAAUCUAUAUUUACUCAAGCAUCCCCUCCCACCAGCAUGGCAGCAUUCUUAAUGAAAUAGUAUUUCUGGCCAUUACAUUUAAUCAUGGGAACAGACUAACACACAGUACACACCAAUGAGGUUAGAGAAAAAAAAAUGAACAACAACAAAAAAAUGAGGUAUCUCAAGUGAGGGGCUUGUGCACUUACACCAACAGUGGUAGACAAGUCUCCUUAAAAAAAAAAAAAAAGGGAGCCCCCUUUUUCUAGUUAUGGCAUCUAGUGAUGUAGUUAUACAUCUGUUCUUAUCUUAUGCCAUUGCUUUAUAUAGGAGAGGAAGCGACUUAGCCACGAGAAUGUCAAUAUGGAAAAUAAACAAAUUAUGUUAGUUAAAUUUUAUGUAGGAUAAUCUCAUUUUCCAUGGAGUGGGGUGGGGGGGGGGGUAGUCCAUCAAUACUGUCUGUUAAGGCACAUUUUUAAAGAUUGAUUCUUUUAAUAAUAUAGUAUAAAAAUAAAAUUGUCGUGGGGGUAAGGGGUGUGUUAUCCAUGGAGUGGGGUGGGGGGGGGGUAGUCCAUCAAUACUGUCUGUUAAGGCACAUUUUUAAAGAUUGAUUCUUUUAAUAAUAUAGUAUAAAAAUAAAAUUGUCGUGGGGGUAAGGGGUGUGUUAUGGAAUAUGUAAGAGAGUGUGUUUCUUUCUUUCCUCAUUUGAACACUGUCAAUAAGAACCUAAAGAACAAAUUUGAGCAUUUUGUUUUAAAGAAAUGCCAUGAAAAGGAAACAAUGAACCAUGACCGCCGCCAGCACCGUAGGUCCUGUAGACAGGGCUUCUCUCAGGGCCGCGUUGUGGGGGUCAAAACUCUUCUUGUGUGGCGUGCUGUGGCUCACAGAGUCGUCCACCUUCACGGGGGUGGCUGCUGUGGAGGAGACCUCCUGAGUGACAUCCACCGUCAGUGUGGUGGUGGCCAGGAUGUCGACGGCGUAGGGUUGUUGGUGGGAAGGUCCAGUGAAAUCAUCAGCGGUUGCCAAGUUGCCUUUCUUGUUGGCUGAGUCAUUGUGGAGUUUGGUGCCGUCUGGGGCAAACGAGUUGGCUUCUGUGGACAUAUACAUGAGAAUGUCAUUUUGGAAAAUGUAGCUGAAGCAGCAUUUAAAAAUCAAAGGGAAUAUUUAACACUGUCUUGAUAACUAUUAGUGUUGGUCCAAUGACCUGGAAAAGACCCAUUACCCAUCACCACCCCUCCCCCCGUAAGUCUCUUUUAGGUCUCCCCCCCCCCCCCCCCCCCCUUCCCAAACAUGAAAGUGUUCAUUAUUACCCAAGUGUCUAUUUGACUAUUCAUAUAAUGGUUCAGUGCUGUUUCGUGGUCUUUGAGAGAUGGUCCAUACUUUGUGUCUUUCCUUUUCUCUCUUUAUGCCCUUUCAUUUCCACCCACACCCCCUUUUUUAUUUUACACCCCUAUCCCUCUUUUAAGAAAAAAAUGUAAGUUAGUACUUAAUAAAGUGCAGAACUGAAGCUGAUUGUUUUUAUUAAAACGUGGAAGUGGGGUCAUUUCGUUUACUCAUGGGCCAGUGUGGAAUUUAAAGAAAGUUAACUUGUAAAAAGCUUAAAAAUUUCCCAGUGCUCUACUAAAUAAAUAUUAAAUUGUCUUGAGUUGAGUCUCAAUAUGUUCCAUCACAAGCAUUUGAGGUGUCUGUUUUGGUUGUAAAUAUCAUGUUUAUAGUAGAAUAUGAUUACAUUUUAUUGUGUAGUAUAUCUAUUUUCCAGUAAAUGGAUAUUCCAGUGGUAUCAUUUUUGGAGUUUUAAACAAAAAUUUUAAUAUAUGUAUAUAUAUUAAAAUUUAUAUAUAUAUAUAUGCGUGAUUGCUUCUAUAGCAGUGUUUUCCAAACGUGAUUGUUUCUAUAGCAGUUUUUUCCAAAUGGGAUUGUUUCUAUAGCAGUUUUUUCUAAAUGGGAUUGUUUCUAUAGCAGUGUUUUUCAAACGGGAUUGUUUCUAUAGCAGUGUUUUCCAAACGGGGUAAUUUGAAGAUUAUUUUUUUGGUGGGGGUCGGGUGGGUUUGGGAUGGAUUUAGUCUCUAAUCAAUAGGAAAUGUAUUUAGGUAUCGAAAAGAGGGGCAGUAAUGCUGGACACGGCAACUUUGUAAAUUCACCACUGAUUAGGAUGUCAUACAAGGCAACUACACGAAGACAACAGAUCACGAACUUAACCUUACCAUUGAUUGUUGAGGUGGAGUCCAGCAGGCGACAAUUAAAAGGCUCGUUGGCAUACUUGCUCAGUAUGACACUGAACGCUGCGUUGGCUCCACCUUGGCAUCCAUCUAUUUUCGGUCUCAUGCAGUCCGAGUAGAGUUGGAGGGCCCUGUGGGGAAAUAACGGACAUGUAGUUUACGCCGUCAGUUGGAGGGGGUGGCAGAGGAAUUACCAGGAACUGAUGACUCGAGAAGGGAUAUUUUUUAAAUGUCCGGUUAAAGCAUGGUGACCAAAAGCCCCGUAAAAACGGGAUUGUCCCUUUUUUUCACGAUCGUACCGGCUGUCCCGAAAAAGUCUCUCAGGACUCCUAAAAAAUGCCCCGUUUCUAAAACCAAACACAUUUUCAAAUCACUAAAACUCCCUAAUUUAUAAUACAAGUAAUAUUUUGGCUAGCUGUGUAGCCAGUGCCAGUAUUGAUGUGGGCUCGCGUGAUGGCUGCUCUGUUCCCCCCCUCCACACCACUCUGCCGACGGUGCGUAAACGACAGUGAAAAAUUAUUGUUUUCGUUUAUGAUAUGCAUCAGAGUUUAAAUUAAAUUACGAAAGUGAAGACACAUUUUUAAAAAUGUUCAGGUCUCAAAAUAGUUAAAAUGAGCAGAUUUCAAUAAAGAGUUUCUGGCGGAUGCCCCCGGACCCCUUUUUUUCUGGAGGGUAACCCACCCCCCCCCCCCCCCCCCCCAAAAAAAAAAAAAAAAAAAAAAAUAAAAAACCAACCCCUCCUUCGGUGUGUCCCGUUUUUUCCAGUUCAUGAUUUGGUCACCCUAGGCUAAAGCAAACCUGGCAGAAUCCUCUCUGAUAUGGAAAGGCUCUAGACUCCGGCACGUGACUUAACCACGAGAAUGUACUGCUGCUUGUGGAUAUUAAAGACAGUAUAAAAUAACAAAACAUUCUUGAGAGCCACCCAGUGUCAAGUUCUGUUGUUUGGUUGGUCGAGCUGAUCUUAAUCCCCUGGCCCUCGGCGUUGGGCUCAUCAAAUGCAAGUGAGCAACGAUUUCUUGUCCCCGCUCGGCGGCCAUGGAUAUCAAAGAGAGCGCUUUUUAGUUUGCUUUUGUUUUUUUUUUAGGGGGGGGGGGAAGAUUGGGGAUGCAUUGUAAGACCUUGGCCAAUAUUGUCUUGAUCCUGGAAUGCAAACAAACGGCCAAACAACCCCCCCCCCUCUUUAAAAAAAAAUUUAAUUGAGCCAAGAAUGUGUGUAUUUUGUAGCGGUCUGUUACCGACUGACACAUUUCUUGACGUGUUUUUAACAAAAAAAAAUUGUUUCGGUAAAAUUGUAAAUGAACUGUUUAAACAAAAGUAUUUUAGCAUCGACAGUCGAUUUUUAAAUCCCACACGCAGUUAGCUGUGUUGUCUCCCGGAGUACGUGCUUGAGGUAUUUACUAUGCAGCUUUUACCUAGCCCCCUCCACCCCUAGUUGAUUGUGUUGUUUCCCUGAUUAUGUACUUGGGGUAUUUACUAUGCAUGUUUUACCGCGACCCCCGCCCCGAAAAAGUUAGCUGUGUUGUCUCCGAGAAAACGUGAUUGAGGUAUUUACUAUGCAUGUUUUACCCCGACCCCCGCCCCGAAAAAGUUAGUUGUGUUGUCUCCCGGAAUACAUGCUUGAGGUAUUUACUAUGCAGCGUUUACCUGCCCCCCCCCCCCCUUCUCAGAAAAUAUGCUUAACUUCGUUAAGGGUAUUUACUAUGCAUGUUUUACCCCGACCCCCGCCCCGAAAAAGUUAGUUGUGUUGUCCCCCGGAAUACAUGCUUGAGGUAUUUACUAUGCAGCGUUUACCUGCCCCCCCCCCCCCUUCUCAGAAAAUAUGCUUAACUUCGUUAGCGUCCAAUCCACCCGGCCAUUGACACACAGCUUAGGACAACCCUUAUAGAUUACAUUGAGCUACUCAACUGACCUGCAAAGCUCCGCCGUGCUGUUGGCUUGACUGGCCGAGGACAGCUGCUGCCUCUCUCCCUGGCAGGACGUCAUUGCUGUCAUGACGGAGGACUCACUACAACGGUCAUCUCCAUCCUCCGCUGCGGACACAAAAAAAAAACUGUUGUGCCUUUAACCGAUGACAUGAGCCUGUAACUGUCUGAUGGGAUGAGCCUGUAACUGUCUGAUGGGUCGAGCCUGUAACUGUCUGAUGGGUCCAGCCUGUAACUGUCUGAUGGGACGAUGGGAUGAGCCUCUAACUGUCUGAUGGGACGAGCCUGUAACUGUCUGAUGGGUCGAGCCUGUAACUGUCUGAUGGGAUGAGCCUGUAACUGUCUGAUGGGAUGAGCCUGUAACUGUCUGAUGGGUCGAGCCUGUAACUGUCUGAUGGGAUGAGCCUGUAACUGUCUGAUGGGACGAGCCUGUAACUGUCUGAUGGGACGAGCCUGUCACUGUCUGAUGGGAUGAGCCUGUAACUGUNCUGCCUCUCUCCCUGGCAGGACGUCAUUGCUGUCAUGACGGAGGACUCACUACAACGGUCAUCUCCAUCCUCCGCUGCGGACACACAAAAAAAACUGUUGUGCCUUUAACCGAUGACAUGAGCCUGUAACUGUCUGAUGGGAUGAGCCUGUAACUGUCUGAUGGGUCGAGCCUGUAACUGUCUGAUGGGUCGAGCCUGUAACUGUCUGAUGGGACGAUGGGAUGAGCCUCUAACUGUCUGAUGGGACGAGCCUGUAACUGUCUGAUGGGUCGAGCCUGUAACUGUCUGAUGGGAUGAGCCUGUAACUGUUACAUGGGACGAGCAUGUAACUAUCUGAUGGAUCGAGCCUGUAACUGUCUGAUGGGAUGAGCCUGUAACUGUCUGAUGGGUCGAGCCUGUAACUGUCUGAUGGGACGAGUCUGUAACUGUCUGAUGGGACGAUGGGAUGAGCCUCUAACUGUCUGAUGGGACGAGCCUGUAACUGUCUGAUGGGAGGAGCAUGUAACUGUCUGAUGGGAGUAGCAUGUAGCUGUCUGAUGGGAUGAGCCUGUAACUGUUAGAUGGGACGAGCAUGUAACUGUCUGAUGGGACGAGCCCGUAACUGUCUGAUGUGAUGAGCCUGUAACUGUCUGAUGUGAUGAGCCUGUAACUGAUGGGAUGAUCCUAUAACUGUCUGAUGUGAUGAGCCUAUGACUGUCUGCUGGGAUGCGCCUGUAACUGAUGGGAUGAUCCUAUAAUUGUCUGAUGUGAUGAGCCUGUAACUGAUGGGAUGAUGAGCCUAUAACUGUCUGAUAUGAUGAGCCUGUAACUGAUGGGAUGAUCCUAUAACUGUCUGAUGGGAUGAGCCUAUAACUGUCUGAUGUGAUGAGCCUGUAGCUAUCUGAUGUGAUGAGCUUGUAACUGAUGGGAUGAUCCUAUAACUCUCUGAUGGGAUGAGCCUAGCUGUCUGAUGUGAUGAGCCUGUAACUGAUGGGAUUAUCCUAUAACUCUCUGAUGGGAUGAGCCUUUAUAACUGUCUGCUGGGAAGAUCCUGUAAUUGAAGGGAUGAUCCUAUAACUAUAACUUCUGAUGUGAUGAGCCUGUAACUGAUGGGAUGAUCCUAUAACUGUCUGAUGUGAUGAGCCUAUAACUGUCUGAUGUGAUGAGCCUGUAACUGUCUGAUGUGAUGAGGCUGUAACUGUCUGAUGGGAUGAUCAUGUAAUUGAUGGGAUGAUCCUAUAAAUGUCUGAUGGGAUUAUCCUAUAAGUGUCUGAUGUGAUGAGCCUAUAACUGUCUGAUGUGAUGAACCUGUAACUGUCUGCUGGGAUGAUUCUGUAACUGAUGGGAUGAGCCUGUAAUUGAUGGGAUGAUCCUAUAACUCUCUGAUGGGAUGAGCCUAUAACUGUCUGCUGUGAUGAUCCUGUAAUUGAUGGGAUGAUCCUAUAACUUUCUGAUGUGAUGAGCCUGUAACUGAUGGGAUGAUCCUAUAACUGUCUGAUGUGAUGAUCCUGUAACUGAUUGGAUGAGCCUGUAAUUGAUGUGAUGAUCCUGUAACUGAUGGGAUGAUCCUAUAACUGUCUGAUGUGAUGAUUCUGUAACUGAUGGGAUGAGCCUGUAAUUGAUGGGAUGAUCCUAUAACUCUCUGAUGGGAUGAGCCUAUAACUGUCUGCUGUGAUGAUCCUGUAAUUGAUGGGAUGAGCCUAUAACUGUCUGAUGUGAUGAGCCUGUAACUGAUGGGAUGAGCCUAUAACAGUCUGAUGUGAUGAUCCUGUAACUGAUUGGAUGAGCCUGUAAUUGAUGUGAUGAUCCUGUAACUGAUGGGAUGAGCCUAUAACUGUCUGAUGGGAUGAGCCUAUAACUGUCUGAUGUGAUGAGCCUAUAACUGUCUGAUGUGAUGAGCCUAUAACUGUCUGAUGUGAUAAGCCUGUAACUGUCUGAUGUGAUGAGGCUGUAACUGAUGGGUUGAUCCUAUAAAUGUCUGAUGGGAUGAGCCUGUAACUUCCUGAUGUGAUGAUCAUGUAAUUGAUGGGAUGAUCCUAUAAAUGUCUGAUGGGAUUAUCCUAUAAGUGUCUGAUGUGAUGAGCCUAUAACUGUCCGAUGUGAUGAACCUGUAACUGUCUGCUGGGAUGAUCCUGUAACUGAUGGGAUGAGCCUGUAAUUUAUGGGAUGAGCCUAUAACUGUCUGAUGUGAUGAGCCUGUAACUGUCUACUGGGAUGAGCCUGUAACUGAUGGGAUGAGCCUGUAACUGUCUGCUGGGAUGAGCCUGUAACUGAUGGGAUGAGCCUGUAACUGUCUGAUCUGAUGAGCCUGUAACUGUUUGUUGGGAUGAGCCUGUAACUGAUGGGAUGAGCCUGUAAUUGAUGGGAGGAGCCUGUAAUUGAUGGGAUGAUCCUGUAACAGAUGGGAUGAGCCUAUAACUGUCUGAUGUGAUGAUCCUGUAACUGAUGGGUUGAGCCUAUAACUGUCUGAUGUGAUGAUUCUGUAACUGAUGGAAUGAGCCUGUAAUUGAUGUGAUGAUCCUGUAACUGAUGGGAUGAGCCUAUAACUGUCUGAUGUGAUGAUCCUGUAACUGAUGGGUUGAGCCUAUAACUGUCUGAUGUGAUGAUCCUGUAACUGAUGGAAUGAGCCUGUAAUUGAUGUGAUGAUCCUGUAACUGAUGGGUUGAGCCUAUAACUGUCUGAUGUGAUGAUUCUGUAACUGAUGGAAUGAGCCUGUAAUUGAUGUGAUGAUCCUGUAACUGAUGGGUUGAGCCUAUAACUGUCUGAUGUGAUGAUCCUGUAACUGAUGGGUUGAGCCUAUAACUGUCUGAUGUGAUGAUCCUGUAACUGAUGGGUUGAGCCUAUAACUGUCUGAUGUGAUGAUCCUGUAACUGAUGGAAUGAGCCUGUAAUUGAUGUGAUGAUCCUGUAACUGAUGGGAUGAGCCUAUAACUGUCUGAUGUGAUGAUCCUGUAACUGAUGGGUUGAGCCUAUAACUGUCUGAUGUGAUGAUUCUGUAACUGAUGGAAUGAGCCUGUAAUUGAUGUGAUGAUCCUGUAACUGAUGGGAUGAGCCUAUAACUGUCUGAUGUGAUGAUCCUGUAACUGAUGGGAUGAGCCUAUAACUGUCUGAUGUGAUGAUUCUGUAACUGAUGGAAUGAGCCUGUAAUUGAUGUGAUGAUCCUGUAACUGAUGGGAUGAGCCUAUAACUGUCUGAUGUGAUGAUCCUGUAACUGAUUGGAUGAGCCUGUAAUUGAUGUGAUGAUCCUGUAACUGAUGGGAUGAGCCUAUAACUGUCUGAUGUGAUGAGCCUGUAAAUGUCUGAUGGGAUGAGCCUGUAAAUGUCUGAUGGGAUGAGCCUGUAAAUGUCUGAUGAGAUUGGUUUCGCUUGUUUGUUUGUUGUUUUUUUUGAAUAAACCCCAAUAAGGUAACUAGGUAGAUAUUGUGGUCAAAAGACUUUUUACUUUUAAACGAUGGUGUAUAUUGUGGUCAGUGUGGGAAAAAUAAAUGGAGCUAGACGGUGAACUGUCCAACUCUACCACCAUUUAAAGGUAAUGCUUGAUACAUCCCUGUCUCUUAGAGACAAUAUUAUAGAUAAUCACCGUACUGCCCGACUUUGGGAAAUAGUACUCUAACUGAAUAUCCCAUGUCGGACUCGGAGCAAACAAAAGACAAUAUUAAUUUAUUAAUUAAUACAAUAAGUUGACACUACACGUUGAGACUACACGAUUCAGUUAGGAUUUAGAUCACAAAGGCGGAGUUGGGAAAGGAAAACUCGAUUCUUGAUUUGAGUAAAUACGCCGUCAGUAAUUCGGGGGGGGGGGGGGGGGGGGGUUUUUUUUUUUUUUUUUUUUUUAAAAUAUUACGACGAAAAAAAAAAAAAAAAAAAAAAAAAGAUUUAGAUCACAAAGGCGGAGUUGGGAAAGGAAAACUCGAUUCUUGAUUUGGGUAAAUACGCCGUCAGUAAUUCGGGGGGGGGGGGCAAUUUUUUUUUUUAUAUUGUAUGCAAAAUCUCAGCCGAAAACCAAAAAUAAAAUAAAAUAGUAAAUAGUACAAUAAUGAUCAGACCAUUUUUACUUUAUAAAACGAGUUUAAGAAAUGCCCCUAAUUAAUAAAACAGAUUUGCACAAGCUUAUAAUAUAGUAACAGAAUCUUUAAAGUAUGGCAACAAACAUGUUAAAGUUAGCCGUUAUUACAAAAUAAUUGAAGCUGAUAUAAUAUAUAAGUAUUGCAUAUUUCUAGUGUGGUAUUUGUUCCGGCACGUUUGAUCUACGUUUCCAGUGACGUCAUAGCAAGACGGAGAGCCGUAUUUAUUUCAAACCGAGCCCGGAUUUAGUUACUGUGACAGAUGAAAAUGUCUUUUCGCAAAAAAAUGUGUUGUUGAAAAUUGAAUCAAAAUGUUCAUUGCUUGCUCGGCAAUGUGUGUUUCUUUUGUAUAGAGUCAACAAAUGGGUUGUCUUGAUGAGGCCUGACUGGAAUCAAGCUUUGAGACAGUCGUCAGAGCUUUCAUUUUCAUUUAUGCCUAACUUGCCAUCUGCAAUGUUUGUUACAAAUAGAUCUAUUAUAAACAACAUGCGAGAUCGUCCUUCUGUGGGUGGUUAAGGCCGAAAGAUUCUGUGACUGGUUGUAGAUGCCGUUGAGCAAUGGUCACCAACUGCCGGUCGACGUCCUUCUGUGACUGGUUGUAGUUGCCGUUGAGCAAUGGUCACCAACUGCCGGUCGACGUCCUUCUGUGACUGGUUGUAGAUGCCGUUGAGCAAUGGUCACCAACUGCCGGUCGACGUCCUUCUCACGUUAUACUGUUCUAUAUUCAUCAAAAUUUGAAACUAUUUGCAGAUCUUCGUCAGCCAACCUUGUUUGCCACUGAGAUUUUCUUUUUGAAAAGCAUGCAUUUACAUCGUAGUGUGAACACGUCCUUAAGUUAUCCUUGCAAGGAUGUGUGUAGCUCUUUAAAUUAACAACGAAUAAAUAUCUUGGCUACAAACUCAUCGUCAGAAAAGUGUUGACACUUUUUAUUUUUGUAUUUUGUCUUUUGCUGCUGGGAAAAUAAUUUGAUAUCUUGGCGCAGGGUGAACUGUUUGGUACCUAAAAUGAAAAAAAAAAAAAAAAUUUUAUCGAUUUUUCUGCCGACCGCCAAAAUUUUAUUUAUUGCUGAGCACCAGUUGAUCAAAUCAUGUCUCCGAAUGAUUCUACGAAUCCGCUGGCCCAACGUCAUCACCAACGAGGAUCUCUGGCGGCGCACACAACAAGAACCAGUGGAAGCGUUAGUCUUGCCAGCGCAGAUAGAUCAGAAUUGGUCACACCCUCGGAAAGCCUACAUCCAGUACCACGAGACAAGCCCUCACUUGGAACCCCCAGGGCAAGAGAAAAAGAGGUCGACCCAAAAUAACUUGGAGAAGGGAACUGGAGGCAGGCACCAAAAAGAGUGGGCACCACUGGGGACAGCUGGAGAGACUGGCCCAAGACCGGGAUGCCUGGAGAGCCUUUGUUUGUGGCCUAUGCCCCAGAUGGGACGACAGGCGAUGAUGGUGAUGAUGACCAGUGGCCAGGGGACCAUCGGUUGGCGACCGCUGCGUUUUAACCUGUUUUAUAUUGAUCUGUUAACUCUUUAGUUUUGUUCAAAAAGAAAAUACAAAGUUCACUUGGAAGAGUGAGUUUAGGUCCGUCACAUUACGCAUGGCGAGGUAGUAUGACUUUCAUUUUGAUGAGGUUUUUUUAAUGUCAUAUACAAAGUCAGCCUUACCAAGAAUGAUUAUCUCUGCUGUCAAAUGGAAUGGCAGUCGUACCAAGCAUGAUUAUCUGUGCUGUCAAAUGGAAAGUCAGCCAUACCAAGCAUGAUUAUCUGUGCUGUCAAAUGGAAUGGCAGUCAUACCAAGCAGGAUUAUCUGUGCUGUCAAAUGAAAUGACAGUCGUACCCAGUAUGAUUAUCUGUGCUCUUCCUUACUUACUGUAAACCCUCUAGGUCAGUGGUUCUCAACCUUCCUUAUGCCACGACCCUUUAAUACAGCUACCAUUAUUGUGGCGACCCCCAACCACAUAUUUUUGUUCGUUGCUAUGUCAUAACUGUAGAUUACAUGUGUUUUCUGAUAGUCUUAGGCGACCCCCUAGGAAAAGGUCGUGCGACCCCCAAAGGGGUCGCUGGGUCGCGACCCACAUGUUGAGAACCGCUGCCCUAGGUUGACUCUUGUUGUUCUAUGAGUUUACUUUACAAAGCCGCCAAAACAAUAUCAAACCCAACUUUUGUGUUGUACCCAACAUUUCUAUUGUACCUAAUUGUAGCGAACUGUUCUGUUGUACCGGUACCUAGCAACAGUUUCGCUACCCAACAGUAUCGUACCAAACAUUGACUCUGAAGUCAUGAGAUUCUUACUUAACGAACCGUCAAAAGUAUUUUUAAGGCUCAUGCUAAUUAAAACUAAUGAAGAACACGAACGCUUUGUUUCAUUAACCCCCCCCCCCCCAAAAAAAAAAAAAACCCCCAAAAAAAAAAAAUGUCAAUUGCACUUUCAAAGAUAAAGCAUUGUACACAUUGUAGUUUAAAGAUGAGGCAUUGUACACAUUGUAGUUUAAAGAUGAGGCAUUGUACACAUUGUAGUUUAAAGAUGAGGCAUUGUACACAUUGUAGUUUAAAGAUAAGGCAUGUUACAUAUUGUAGUUUAAAGAUAAGGCAUUGUACACAUUGUAGUUUAAAGAUGAGGCAUUGUAAACAUUGUAGUUUAAAGAUAAGGCAUUGUACACAUUGUAGUUUAAAGAUAAGGCAUUGUACACUUUGUAGUUUAAAGAUAAGGCAUUGUACACAUUGUAGUUUAAAGAUAAGGCAUGGCACACAUUGUUGUUCAAAGUUGAGACAUUGUACACAAACCCUACCAACCCAAUAUUUACUUGACUAACGUUGAAGACCAACUGUCUCCUUAUCAUUUGUUACCAUCACUUGUUAGCAAUUCUCAUUUUUGCUUUCAAUGAGUUUUUAAACAAUGGACAUCGAGAUCUUACUUUGUGUUCACUACUUACCCACCAUACGUGUGCCCUACUCACCCACCUUACGUGUGCCCUACUCACCCACCUUACGUGUACCCUACUCACCCACCUUACGUGUGCCCUACUCACCCACCACACGUGUGCCCUACUCACCCACCUUACGUGUGCACUACUCACCCACCAUACGUGUGUUCUACUUACCCACCAUAGUGUGCACUACUCACCCACCUUACGUGUGCCCUGCUUACCCACCAUACGUGUGUCCUACUUACCCACCAUACGUGUGCACUACUCACCCCCCUUACGUGUGCCCUACUUACCCACCAUACGUGUGCACUACUCACCCACCUUACGUGUGCCCUACUUACCCACCAUACGUGUGCCCUACUCACCCACCAUACGUGUGCCCUACUUACCCACCAUUCGUGUGCACUACUCACCCACCAUACGUGUGCCCUACUUACCCACCUUACGUGUGCCCUACUUACCCACCAUUCGUGUGCACUACUCACCCACCUUACGUGUGCCCUACUUACCCACCUUACGUGUGCCCUACUCACCCACCAUACGUUCUACUGUUAUUCGCCAGACACUUUAAAGUGCCAAUCUGCUUUAUUUUCCACGGAAGAAAAAAGAAGCAGCUCAAAUUGCAUGAGUUUAAACCUAUGUGUAGCCACUUUUACCUAGCAUCUCAUUUAGGCCUACCUGUAACUGUUGUGGUCCACCCUGAUGCGACGAUACCCAACCAUAGCACGAUCACGUUUCCUUUCACUUUCAUUGCGUUAUAUUGGAACACCGCCGAGAACGUUCCAAUGGAAACCACAGAUCUCGAGUAAUUAUUGUACCGUUUAUCCUGAAGAAUUCACUUUAUUGUUUAACCGUCGGGACGCUUGUCGUUUAGUUUAACUCAAACACAUGCUUGGGGCGAAUGCCAAGAUGUCUGGCUCCCGAAUCUGACUGGUUUCAACACCAAGACGUUAAUAACCUCGGUUUGUUUAUCCUGAUGACUCCUGACCUGAAGACCUUUCCCCCCCGAGAAGCCACGCCGGUCAUUGGUCCGAGGAUGGGAGAGGGCUUUAUGUCCCCUGGCCAGCAUUCACUCCCUUCGACUUGAAUUAAGGCAAGCCAAUAGCCCGAACCAGGGGAUCUCCAAAAAAAAAAAAAGAUGGGGUGGGGGGCGUGUCAUUUGAGAUUGGACAACGGACAUUUCAGAACAGAAAGCAAGAAGUGUGGCGAAUAUUGCAAUACAUGGCAGGUCAUUGGUAGAUGACCCAUAACUAGAAGAGCUCACAAACUGUUUGUAUGAUGAUAACUAUUUGAAAAACCAAUGGGCUCGGAGCAGUUGGGGCCUUGCAGAACUAUCAGAUGUGAUCGGUUCAAUGUUUUAUUGAUCAACCGCCCAAUCGCAGUGUACGCUUGGGAUGGUGGAUGUUAGAUUAGGAUCAGGAGACUUUGUAAACCCAUGCUGAUUUAUUAAGAGAGAUUGGAGACACCCAAACACCUCCCCCCCCCUUUCCCCCCAACCCAGGAAUGUGCCAAGACUUACAAAUGAGUCUCCACAUGUACCGGUAUGUGUAAUGAUUGACAGCUUACAAUUGGAAUUACCGUGAAACGGCAGGGCAACUUCACGAUGACGAGAAACCCUGACCGAACCGAGCGCCGAUUGUCGAAAUGUUGGCGCUUUCUCUCCAAUGUUUGUCAGUUGCUGAGAGAUGAGGGCUGAGGUUUGGCUGGGGGGUCGACGGUCGAGGUAUUCUACGCCGACAGAUUUUGGGAAGACAAAAUGGCUAUUAUUGUUUGUUGACUCGGACGUUGCACAUUUUAAUGUCAUGGCUUGCUAUUUUGUUGUCGUCGGGUGAGACCCAUCCCCUUACAUCCCCCCCUCUCUCCCCCUCCCUUUUUGAAAAAAGGGGGGGGGUUCUUUACCCAUGAUUAGUUGAUGAUUGAACCAAUGGGUUGAUUUCAUGAAGUAAGGUUGAAUCUUAUAGUUGACAGAGAGCGGUUACUGUACUCUGAUUCAUUUAUUUGAAUAAAAAUGUUAUACUUACAGGCGAGACAGCUUUGAGAAAUGAAAGCGCAUCAUAUCAACCUAUGUCAUUAGACAGCUUUAAGAAAUGAUAAUGUUGCAUAAAAAAAGUUGGAUGGGACGAAAUCCAUCCCGUGCAGACAGAUUAAGUUUCUGGCCCUUUACUAUGGCCACAUGUAGUCAAUGUUCCUUAAUCCAUAAGACCCAAAAGAUGGUUUCGACUGCAAAAUUACAUUUUUUUUUCGGACCGAAAAAAGACUACAUCGCAUUUUGUUGCGACUUCUAUAUGAUAUUUGUUGGGCCCGCUAUAUGACAAUAAGUUGGAACCGCUGUAUGACAUUUAGUUGGGAACUGCUAUGAUUUAAUUUUUUUGGUAGGUGUGGGGCGACUACUAUAAGAAAUUUUUGGGACUGCUAGGACAUUUCUGUAAAUACUAUAUGACAUUUUUGGGGUUUGCUAUGACAUUUUUGUAAAUACUACAUGACAUUUUUGGGGUUUGCUAUGACAUUUUUGUAAAUACUACAUGAUAUUUUUGGGACUGCUAUGACAUUUUUGUAAAUACUACAUGACAUUUUUGUAAAUACUACAUGAUAUUUUUGGGACUGCUAUGACAUUUUUGUAAAUACUACAUGACAUUUUUGUAAAUACUACAUGAUAUUUUUGGGACUGCUAUGACAUUUUUGUAAAUACUACAUGAUAUUUUUGGGACUGCUAUGACAUUUUUGUAAAUACUACAUGAUAUUUUUGGGACUGCUAGGACAUUUUUUGGGACUGCUAUGACAUUUUUGUAAAUACUAAAUGACAUUUUGAGACUGCUAAAUGAACUUUUUGGGACUUCUAUUUUACUUUUUUGGAACUGCUAUAUGAAAUUUUGCUGGUACUGCUAUAUGACAUUUUUGUAUGUACUGCUGUAUGACAUUUUGUAUGUACUGCUCCGUGAUAUUUUGUAGGUACUGCUCCGUGAAAUUUUGUUGGUACUGCUCCGUGACAUUUUGUAGGUACUGCUCCGUGACAUUUUGUAAGUACUGCUCCGUGACAUUUUGUUGGUACUGCUGCUUGACAUUUUGUUGGUACUGCUCCGUGACAUUUUGUAGGUACUGCUCUGUGACAUUUUGUUGGUACUGCUCUGUGACUUAUUGUUGGGACUGCUCCGUGCGAUAUUUUGGUACCGCUUUUUAAAAUGUUGUUGCACAUCUUGUCAGGCGAAUACCGUGCAUGAAUUGUGGGACAUGUCAAGGACGAAGAUGGUUCCACUUGUUGCAGUAUUUGAACUGUUGAGUGUUACAAGUUUAGAUCAGAUGACAAUGUACGACUGAAUUUGUUGUUUUUUUAAAUUCUGGUCCUUUAUCGUCCGGCUUAGGCCCUUCAUCGCACUGCCUAGGCCCUUCAUCGCCCGGCUUAGGCCCUUCAUUGCCCGGCUUAGGCCCUUCAUUGCCCGGCUUAGGCCCUUCAUCGCCCGGCUUAGGCCCUUCAUCGCCAGCCUAGGCCCUUCUUCGCCAGCCUAGGCCCUUCAUCGCACUGCUUAGGCCCUUCAUCGCCCGGCUUAGGCCCUUCAUCGCCCGGCUUAGGCCCUUCAUCGCUCGGCUUAAGCCCUUCAUCGCCCGUCUUAGGCCCUUCAUCGUCCGUCUUAGGCCCUUCAUCGCCCGUCUUAGGCCCUUCAUCGCCCGGCCUAGGCCCUUCAUCGCCCGGCCUAGGCCCUUCAUCGCCCGACUUAGGCCCUUCAUCGCCCGGCCUAGGCCCUUCAUCGCCCGGCCUAGGCCCUUCAUCGCCCGUCUUAGGCCCUUCACCUCCCGGCUUGGGCCCUUCAUCGCCCGGCUUAGGCCCUUCAUCGCCCGGCUUAGGCCGUUCAUCCCACAGCUUAGGCCUGCGCCCUGCCGUACGUCAGUUUUGAAGCUCUUGUCAACUCUGAGAUUCCCGAUUUUCCUCGAGACAAAUCCUCGCAAAGAAAGCCAGGAAAGGCCCAGGGACCCUGUUGACUCUAAGGUGAAGCCUGGCAAACACGGCCCGGAGGGAAGCAAAUACGUUGGUCGUUUGUUCAGAAAGGAGAAACCAAACACGAACCAACGACGGUAGUGACCUCCUCGUCCCAAGUGGACAUGCUCCCUGUCAACAGCGUCAUCGCCAACGCGGUGGAGGCCUGGCGGAAAUGAACUAUUAGAUUCACACAGGUCCAUACGUGACUUGAUCUGACCUAAAAAAACAACAAAAAAACAACAAACAAUGAUUGUGAACUCUGAUUGUUGCGUGGUCUAAAACAGAGUUAGUCUUCCGUUGCUGAUUAAAGUUACUUUGAACGUCAGCAAUGAAUCUGUUAAUUAUGGCCAAGAAAAAAAAUGACCCGAAUUACACCUGGGGUAAUAAGAUUUCUUAAAGAAAUCUGGAUCUAUAAUUGUCGUUAGGCAAGUACUGUCCUACACAAUGUCUCGAAACCCACAAGGCUAAAACAUGGGCAGGUGAUCCAUGGCAGACUAAAACAUAGGCAGGUGAGGCGAUCCAUGGCAGGCUGUUCGUUCUUCAACUCCAAAUGUAUGCGACUACACUAUCGGUGUAAGGGAUUUCUGAGGAAGUGUGGGGGCUGUAAGGUCGGUGGCAAGCAGAAACCACACCCGGGACCAAGUCUGGAUUUAGGUGACCUCUUCCCAAACAUUAUACACAUUCAUACACGUGACCAUUGGGCGCCCUUUGAAGACGCACCCAGAGAGGCCCCCACUUUGCCCCCCCCCCCUUUUUUUUUUCACCUGGCUCUCAGCGCUACCACCACCCCCACUCUCCCUCCUCCUCCUCCCGGCUUUGUCUUAAGAUGACGUGUCUGAACAUGUGACUCCAAGCCGAGUGCAUAAAAUAACGUUGGGAUACAUGCACCAAAUAAUAGUUGACAAGGUUACGGAAUGUUUAUAAAAGAUAAGUUCGUAAUAUUUUCUUUCUAGGCUAAUUUUUUUUUUUAAUUUUGUAAGUUUAAUUUGCUUUGUACAUUUCUCAAAAAUCUAAACUUGAUUCGGAUGAGUUAGAGCUCGGUGUUCAGGGAAGACAAGGAGUCUUCAAGUAAAGUCAAGGUUAUAGGUCAGGUGUGAGAUAGGGAUGCGAGUAAAGGGAAUUUUUUUUUGUUUUUGUUUUUUGGGAGGGUGGGGGUAGAGAGAGGGGGCGGACAUGGCUGGCAAAAACAAAAGUAGGGAGGGGAGGGGGUUAGGUGUGUAUCGAGGGAAUGUUUUAAUCAAUUUUCUUCAAAUAACUUUUGUUUUUUGUGACCAAAAUAUGAAGGAUAUUUAUGUGCACACAUGUUCAAACUCUAUAUUUUCCCAGAAUGAAUUGUUCCAGUUGGUCACUGACCAGGGAUUCCUCACAGAGAGCAAUGUCGUCUGGGAGACCCUGUCUACAGUGGAUGGGGACUGCCACUUUACAGACGCGACCUUCAGGACCUACACCAAGCCUCCAGCUUCCAUAGAUCCCAUCCCAGAUCCCAGUGUUGCUGUGGGAAGUCCCGAACAGAUAGAUCACGAGUAAGUCACCUGGUGUACAUAGCUUAUACUGGUUUGCCUGCAAAGCUGUUUGAACUGACAGCAUACAUUAAUUGAACAAGUACCAAUACCACACUGAUAGCAGUAAUAAGAGCGUAGGCAAGUGUUCCAAAGCUGUUUGAACUGACAGCAUACAUUAAUUGAACAAGUACCAAUACCACACUGAUAGCAGUAAUAAGAGCGUAGGCAAGUGUUCCAAAGCUGUUUGAACUGACAGCAUACAUUAAUUGAACAAGUACCAAUACCACACUGAUAGCAGUAAUAAGAGCGUAGGCAAGUGUUCCAAAGCUGUUUGAACUGACAGCAUACAUUAAUUGAACAAAUACCAAUACCACACUGAUAGCAGUAAUAAGAGCGUAGGCAAGUGUUCCAAAGCUGUUUGAACUGACAGCAUACAUCAAUUGAACAAGUACCAAUACCACACUGAUAGCAGUAAUAAGAGCGGAGGCAAGUGUUCCAAAGCUCUUUGAACUGACAGCAUACAUCAAUUGAACAAGUACCAAUACCACACUGAUAGCAGUAAUAAGAGCGGAGGCAAGUGUUUAAAAAGCUGAAUUCAUUUUUUUUUAAUUUUUUUUUUUUAUGAGACUCUUAUUACUGCUAUUUGGGUGUGAGACUUAUUACUGUUAUUUGGGUGUGAGAAUCUUAUUACUGUUAUUUGGGUGUGAGACUCUUAUUACUGUUAUUUGGGUGUGAUACACUUAUUACUGUUAUUUGGGCGUGAGACUCUUAUUACUGUCAUUUGGCUGGGUUUUUAACAUCUCUAAGUUAGUCUCCUAAGUAGUAUAUAUGCUAGUCUCCAGACUAGUAUCUAUGUUAGUAUCUAGGGUAGUCUCUAAAAUAGUAUCUAGGCUACUAUCUAGAUUAGUAUCUAGGCUAGUAUCCUAACUAGUAUCUAGGCUAGUAUCUAGGUUAGUCUCUAGACUAGUAUCUAGAUUAGUAUCUAGACUAGUAUCUAGGCUAGUGUCGAGGCUAGUAUCUAGACUAGUAUCUAGACUAGUAUCUAGGCUAGUUUCUAGACUGGUAACUGGUUUUGUCAUAGUCCAUAUAUACCCUAUGUGAAACCCCCCCCCCCCCCCCCACUGUCUUUCUCUGGGUUUUGAGGUUUAUUGUCCUUCUCUUCUCCAAGUUACCAAGUGGCAUUAUUCCUGCAAGAAGAAGCCAGCUCGGCACUGAACCCCACUUGGGCAAGUGGAUUCCAACAGGAACCAACAGCCCCUUACACUCAGACAGAGUGAGUUGAAUAAUGCUUUGGCGAUGUCUCUGGGGUUCAGACAUUAAUCUUGGGGAUCGUGGAGGGAGGGGCUCAACAUAAGGUAGUGGGGGUGUCAACAUAAGGUGGUGGGGGUGUCAACAUAAGGCUGUGGGGUUGUCAACAUAAGGUUGUGGGGUUGUCAACAUAAGGUGGUGGGGUUGUUAACAUAAGGUGGUGGGGUGCCAACAUAAGGUGGUGGGGGUGUCAACAUAAGGAAGUGGGGGUGUCAACAUAAGGUGGUGGGGUUGUCAACAUAAGGUGGUGGGGUUGUCAACAUAAGGUGGUGGGGUGUCAACAUAAUGUGGUGGGUGUGUCAACAUAAGGUGGUGGGUGUGUCAACAUAAGGUUGUGGGGGUGUCAACAUAAGGUGGUGGGGUUGUCAACAUAAGGUGGCGUGUGUGUCAACAUAAGGUUGUGGGGGUGUCAACAUAAGGUGGUGGGGGUGUCAACAUAAGGUAGUGGGGGUGUCAACAUAGGGUGUUGGAUGUGCCAUGAUUAAAUGUGUGGUGUUGAUGUACCACAUGCUUGAAAUAAUGUAUCCGGCUCAGAUGUAUUUCGUGAGAAUAUUUGCUCCUUGAUGGGUCCUGAAUCAAUGUUCCGCUCCCCCUCCCCCUUGCCAAGUUAUGGUUUGAAUCUCAGAAGCCAAAAUUAUUGUUGUUAAAUAGAGCUGUGAUUUUACAGCUAAACUUACAAAGUAAAUGACUAAUAGUUAUAAUGAAAUUUUGAAGCCAAGAUGAAUCAAUCAAAAUGUCACAAAAAGUAGUCUUUAGAAAAAUACUAAUAAAUAACUUAACUUUAUAGGAAAUAAAGUAACGAUGAAAGUUAUAAAAUCUUUAUAUGAAAGAAAUACAAUAGCAGUAAAAGAAAUUCUGUGAUAAUGUUCUAUUUAGACAAGAACUUGCAAAAUAAUGGGGAUCAUGUUGGAACGAUUGCUUUGCUAUAUACUUAAGUAGUUUUAUUGAAAAUGUUCUAAAGACAACGAUAUGAUAGGAUGACUGGCAUUAAGUUUGUCUCAUCCAGAAAUAGAACAACUUUUUACAACCUGAUUUCUUAAGGCUCACAUGGCCUCAUCUUUUACUGCCCUCACCUGUUACUAUCCUUAUUUAAUACUACCCACAUCCAUUUCUGCCCACUUCCCUGACUGCCCACAUCUCUUACUGCACACAUCUUUAACUGCCCACAUUUCUUACUGCCCACAUCUUUCACUGCCCACAUCUUUAACUGCCCAAAUCUCUUAAUGCCAAUAUCUUUAACUGCCCACAUCUCUUAGUGCCCACAUCUUUAACUGCCCACUUCUCUUAAUACCCAAAUAUCUUAAUGCCCACAUCUUUAACUUCCCAAUUCUCUUACUGCUCAUAUCACUCAUUACCAACAUCUCUUACUGCCCACAUUUUUAACUGACCACAUCUCAUACUGCCUACAUCUGAAUACCCUCAUCAUCUUCUGCCCUCAUCCUUCUAUUCUGGUAUACUUGUCAUCACUUGUGUUUUGUCUGUUCACAUCUAGUCAUGACCUGGCCAUGCGACUGCAAGAAGAAGAGGACAGACGAGAACGAGCAGAACAACAGCAGCGGCCACAACAAGCAUCUGCUCCACAGCCAAGUCAUGGUCGUGUUCCACCAGUGGACCCCCA